Messenger RNA from Cryptococcus deneoformans JEC21, 1094 nucleotides. RefSeq lists its product as hypothetical. Lineage: Eukaryota; Fungi; Basidiomycota; Tremellomycetes; Tremellales; Cryptococcaceae. Gene Ontology annotation, biological process: regulation of transcription by RNA polymerase II. The transcript has 3 exons. The record is from RefSeq and is a predicted model, not a curated record. Gene Ontology annotation, cellular component: CCAAT-binding factor complex. Bases 33 to 791 code for a protein of 252 amino acids. Gene Ontology annotation, molecular function: DNA-binding transcription factor activity, RNA polymerase II-specific; RNA polymerase II cis-regulatory region sequence-specific DNA binding.
UUCCGCCUCUCACCCACCUCCCACACCACGCCAUGGCAGCCUCCCUCCCCAUCUUCCACCUCCUCCCGAACCACCACCCCGCCUACCCGCCGUCCCCCACCUUCUCCGACCCCGCGUUCUCCGCACAGUAUGACUCGGCGUUUCCCGCCAACAUGGACCUCUCCAAGUCCAGCCAGCACCCCCUCAACGGCUAUCCCUUCCCCGCCCCGCCAGGCACAUCAGCGCCCCAGUACUCCAGCCGCCACAUCCCUUCCUACCCCAAUCUCGUCCCGCCCAACUUUUCGCGCGGCUCGUACCCUGCCGUCCAAGGCGGCGAGGACCCCACGACGUUCCUCGACCUCGACCUCUCGCAGCCCGGGCCGUCGACCUACCAUCAGCAGCAGCCACAGCCGCAGUCCGCCGCACAUCACUACCACCAGCCGGACCACGAGUAUGUCCAAAGCGACGCAGAGGACGACGAGUCCCUCGUCCAAGUGAAAGAAGAGCAGGAUGAACGGCAGGAAGGAGAGGAGCAGGACGCCGAUGUGGACAAUGAGGAGCCGCUGUAUGUGAAUGCCAAGCAGUACCACCGGAUCCUCAAGCGGAGAAUGGCGAGGGCCAGGUUGGAAGAACUGAACAGGCUCGUGAGAUCCCGCAAGCCCUACCUACACGAGUCGCGUCACCGCCAUGCGUGCUCUCGACCAAGGGGUAAGGGCGGACGCUUCCUUACCGCCGAGGAGAUUGAGACGCUCAAGCGACAAGAAGCUGAAAAGGCGUCAAAGGGCGAGGAUGAAGCCCAAGCCUCGGCGUAAAAGUCGCGACAUUUCCCAUUGCGAUCCGUGUUACAUUUCUUUUCUUGUGUCUAUAGUAGGAUAUCCAGAUGUGGUAAUUUGGGCUGUAGUUGAUACCUGUUUCCGGCUCUUUUUUUUUUCGUGGCAGAUGGGUUUGUCAAAACGUCGUCUCUUUUGUCUGUGUAGUCGACGAUGAUGUUGUCAUUAAUGAAAUGUCAUAGACUACUGAAUGUUGCCUUUAACGUAUCCUACGUCGGACUUUGUACUUGAUUCCUCCUCUCGUCGUAUACAUGAUGCUACAGAACAUUUUUUCCAUGUCUCAUC